Molecule: messenger RNA, 1454 nt
Organism: Rubroshorea leprosula
Lineage: Eukaryota; Viridiplantae; Streptophyta; Magnoliopsida; Malvales; Dipterocarpaceae
Source: the annotation of a GenBank genome assembly
CACCGUUAAUGCCGUGCGUUGCCAUGGCAAAGUUCUUCACGGCUCAACCCCUUAAUCCGAUGAUCAGCCCAUACCCUAGCCAAGGUUUGUGUGGGAUUCGGAUAUAAAAGGUAAACAUUUUAGGGUUUUGGGGGCCCUCUUUCGAUCUCAAAUUUGAGAUUUUUGGGGGAAAAAAGUAGGCUGGAAGAUUGAUACUAUGAAGUUAAGGAAAAAAGUCAAUGUCGACGACACGUGGGUCACCUUCAUUUUCUAAAAUUAAAGAAAAUGGCAAUCAAUGCACAAUGUUUAUGGAGAGUAAAAGUUGCACAUAUAGAACUACGGAAGUUAAAAAUGGCUGCAAAGGAAGCUACUGCUCUCCAAGAAGACAAAAUCAAGUUGGAAAAGGAAGUUGAAGAGCUCACUUUCCACCUGCAGCUUGAGAAACAAAUGAGUCUGACCUUGAGAAAGAGAUGCAGCUACAGUCACAGGAAAAUGUAUAGUUAAAGCCUGCCUUGGAAGAGAUACACCUCCAGUUCUAGGAAACAAAGGCAUUGCUAAUCAAGGAACGUGAGGCUACAAAGAAUGUGGCUGAGCAUGUUGCUGUCAAUGAAAGUGAGGCUACUAAGAAAGUGGCUGAGCAGUCUGUCACUUAGGAGGUCCCUGUUUUUGAUAAUGAGUUAAUGGCUAAACUCAAAGCAAAAAAUCAAGAAUUAAAGAACGGUUCGUUCAAUGGUGAUAUCAUUCAAGAGCAUUGUUCGUGAGAUUAAGGAAAUGAAAGGUGGAAUCUGUGGUGUAUCAAAGAAAGGUUCAGACUUGAAGCAUCUACAUCGCCAAUCGCAUAUUGUUCCCGAAGCCUUUACAGUAUUAGUUGAUCAGGUUCGUUGGGCAUAUUUGCCACCUGAAUUGCUUUUCGACAUAAUUAGGCUGGUAGAAGCUAGCGAAAUGUCCUGGCCUGCUAGGAGAAAUGCUAUUGCUUGUGCUUCGGUUUGUAGGUCAUGGAGGGAGCUCACAAAAGAGAUAGUCAAGACUCCAGAGCAAUGUGGGUUGCUAACUUUCCCCAUCUCUCUCAAGCAGAGGAAAGCUGUUCUCACAUAUAUUUUGAUUGCUGCUCAGUGAGUUUGGGAUUCAUAGCUAGUAGCAGGGAAGUUGAAUGGAGGAGGCUUAGGAUAAUUUGUGGACUGAGGAACAACAGAACUAGGAAUCUAUGCAAGGUGCUGAUCAUGACUGGAUCAUUGAUCUGCAAAGAAAAGUUGUUUUCACUUAGAAUAUUUUUAGGACAAGAGUCUUACACAGGUAUAGAUUAUAGAGUCUAUAGGGAAAUUUUUAGGGCUUAUUCAAGGUGGUAGACAAUAAAUAGUAUAAGAGUGGUAUGGGAUUUCCAUGGGGAUGCCUGGGACGUUUGUUGUAUUUUUUUCAUUUUAGGCCAUGUAUCUUGCAUUCUUUUUAGAAAUUUUAAAUGAAAUUACAUACUUCUU